Molecule: messenger RNA, 17073 nt
Organism: Coregonus sp. 'balchen'
Lineage: Eukaryota; Metazoa; Chordata; Actinopteri; Salmoniformes; Salmonidae
Source: the annotation of a GenBank genome assembly
UUGUUCAGGUACAGUACUCCAGGUAGCUCAUUAGUAAACAAACAGCUGGAAGGAAAAACAGUGAAGGGGCCUGCAGAAGACUUUCCUUUUACCUGAUAUCUGCCUAACAACAAUCCACUCCUCAUCUCUUUAGAUCACACGGCUUUAGCAGGUUCAGAAUCUACCGGAAUAUACCAACUCCCAGUGUUUUGAGUGAGAGCCUUUGUUUGGAAAUAGCCGCUCAUUGUAGCGUUACCGUACCUACACUGGUAGGCUGGUCGCAGUCAUAUUGGAGCUGUGUAGUUAAUUGUUUACAGAGAAGCCUUCAGGCCUGGAACACAGCAGGAUGAGGAGACUGAACCGGGUUAGUGCCUCUGGUCAUGACAACCCUGCCAUGGAGAUGACUGAUGGAGUUGUCAACCAGGUGAGGAGUAAAUGGCACUUUGAAAUUUAACCAAUCCGCCUCUCAAUGUUGUUAUCUGUUGAUAUUUUUCCAUUUCUUUCUAGAGUAAUCUGAAACCCUCUUCUCAAUACAUUUUCAAUCAUUACUCAGUUCCAAACUGUAUAUGAUUAUAGAGUAGUGUGUUACUAUAUUUCUUAUUAUUGGGUGGUAUAUUUCAGGAUUGGACAUUUUAAGUACAAGCUAUAAUUAUUUUUUUGUUUGUUUUUAGUCAUUUAGCAGACGCUCUUAUCCAGAGCGAUUUACAGGAGCAAUUAGGGUUAAGUGCCUUGCUUAAGGGCACAUCGACAGAUUUUUCACCUAGUCGGCUCGGGGAUUAGAACCAGCGACCUUUCGGUUACUGGCACAACGCUCUUACCCACUAAGCUACCUGCCGCCGUAUGAUGCAGUUCUAUAUACUGUAGUGUGAUGUAUGUGUGUCACUGCAGUAUGAAUGGCAGCCAGUUGUUGGAACUCCGAUCUCUAAGACAUCAGUAUCCAGUGCUGCGAAGGCAGCUGCCCAGUGGGCAUCUUACACCUGCAGCCGCUGGAAACGAGCCUGCCGUCAGUGUAUGAAGAGAAAACCCACAGGUACCAUUUCAGAUAAAACGCCAAACUCAGAUACACUCAGAUAAGAGUUCAAAUACUCUGCACUCUUUCAGGCUGUAUGAUCACCUUCUUGUUUAAAGGGGAAUUCUUUGAGAGCAUGUACAAAGGCCUGGCCUUGGAUGAGGAUGUCAUAGAUGGAGGAGACAAAAGCUUCCACCUCAAUAAAAGACUGAUGGACCAUUUCAGAGAUCUGGCUUCCAGCAAUCAGGACACUGAUGAGGUGAGGGGUGGAUGGCAUUCUGCCUUUAAGUUGUAAAAUGGGGCUAAAGGUAUAGAUUAAGGUAUAGAUUAGAUAUGGUCUGAUUGAAGGCUAGUGAUGAUUCAUACGGUCAAUAAUCCUGUUUGGUCAUAGGUGGACCUUCAGUACCUGAAUGAUGUAAUCGCAGAUGGAGCCGACCCCAACUCAACAGACCGAUAUGGACAAACUGUCUUACAUGAGGUGAGACUGAAGUCUUUACAUGUCAUCAAAUGGCUCAAAGACCUUCUGCUGUGGCAGAUCAUUCUGAGUGGCUUCCAGCCACUGUGUGUUCACAGGGCUCUUCUGCCUGGUUGUAGAUCUCGAGGGCGUGGAACGUGGACGUGAUGCGUUUCUUCCUGGAGAGGGGGGCUGAUGUUCUGCGUCCUGACUCCUACGGGGUCACGCCCCUGCAUGUUGCCGCAGCUCUGGACUACGAGGAGAUGAUCCACUUCCUGUUGGAGAGGAAAGGUCAGAGGUCAAUCGUCUUUGUGUCACUUGUGUGUUACUUCUGUGGGUGAGUGAUUUCAAUGUGUUUUGUACUGUAGCUCACAUAUGUAUGUCCUGUCCCUUUAGCUGACAUUGGUGCUCAGACCAACAUGGAUCAUCAGACCCCUCUGCACUACGCUGCUAAGAACGACGCAGUGGGGGCAGUCAGGGUGCUGCUGCAGUAUGGGGCAGACAUCUCCGCACGAGACUACAAAAAGAGAACCCCUCUACAACUGGCUGCCAACCUAGGUAAUACCCUUACUUGCCUCUGAGUGCACAUUUCACACUCAAUACUUUGUAUUAGAAUAGAAUGAAACACAACUUUAUUGUCCAUACACACAUGGAAAUGUGCCCUUCACCUCACCUUACAAAUAACUACAUUGCACAUUACAUAGUUCUUGCUGUACUUGAUUAUGCUUCUUUUGUUGUACUCCUGUGUGUAUUCAGACAGGAGUGAGGCUGCACGGACGCUAAUGGAACUGGGGGCAGAUGCUGGGGUGAAGGACUCUGAUGGUCAACUUUGCAUCACCGCCAUGAUUGACAAGAUGACCUCAGUGGUAAAUAUGGGUUGGAUGGUCACUGACCAAAUGAGUCAUACUGUAGGACAUGCUCCAAUUGUAUAGUUUGGCCUGACAAUGUGCUAGUUGUUGUGAUAUAGUGGGUUCUGUAUGUCAUCAUCCUAUAGCAUUGUUCAGCUCUCUUUGGUGGUGUCAGGCUCAUUUGGCGCUGAACCAGUUCCAUGUGACUGACCGGAUGACCAGGCAGCAGUUCUACUACCUCCACCUGCUGGAGCCAGAGCCACCCUGCAAGCAGAAUCCACCAGGACAGGGCUCACAAGGUAACCUAUCUAAAUAGUCUGAAAUAAAUACUAUUUCCACAGAACAAAAUGUCCUAUAUGGCCAAUGAUCCCACUUAUAAUAAUAGACUCUGUUUAACAACCUAACUCAGUGGAUCAAACUGUGCAACAGUCUUCUAAACUUUGGAGAUCUUUUUUUUUAAACUUUUGUGUGAUCUCUAAUUUCAAUGUUUUGUCUUCCAGAGGGUGUUGCCAGUGAGCCUACAUCACCAGUAUGUUCCCAUCUUUUAAGGCUAAACAGGCUAAAAAAGUGAUAAUGGAUGAAAACUAUGAUGGAAGACUACAUAUGAGUCAAAUAUGUAAAAUAAGUCAACUAAUUUGAUCAUAAUUGCUAUAUGAAUUUUCUCUGAGAUUUUUUCUCUCUCUCACCACAGUUGGAGUUCAUAGUACACCAGGGGAAGUUGGAUCUCAUCAUGCACCCUGUGGUUCUGAAGCUCAUCACUGUCAAGUGGAAACUAUAUGGCAGGUCAGUUCAUCAGUGAGAGAGACUUUGAGAGAGACUUUUGCCAGAGAGAAGUGGCAGGUGUGUCGCUCCUGCCAGAUGGGGCUCUGUCUCCCCUCUUGCCCCCUCCAGUCUCAUGCGCUGUCAUAAAUAAAAUAUACCAUAGGCCCUAACCAUUCACACAGUUAGACACAUAGCUAAAGGGAUCUACUGUUAAUGGUGGCUCAGUAUUUCACUCUGAAUGGUAAACUGGUGUCUCUGUAGGUUGGGGGCUUGGAUACUCCUACUCCUUAACUUCCUGUUUAUAGUCUCCUGGACGACCGUGGCCAUCUCUGUGUCUGUCAUCCGAAACGAGGAGCCUUAUGUUUUCCCUGAGGUGAGAAAGUGAAGGACAAAGGGAACAUUAUAUAUAUGUGUGUGUGUGUGUGUGUGUGUGUGUUUUUUUCAUUAACUCUUCAGAAUUACAUUAAAAGUGUGGUGUUUUAAGAUUCACACACAUUUCAGUCCUUCAUUUGGAUCCACAAUGAAACAAUGUGAAUAUAAAGGUCAGAAGUAUUUCACAGGUCAUACAAAUGUUUGGACAUGUGAUUGCUCAUGAGUCAUUGAUAAAGUCAUUGUGGACCCCAGAAAGAGUAGCUGUUGUGAUUGUAACAGCUAAUGCGGAUCCAAAUAAACAAAUCUAAAUAUAAAAAGUAUAUCUUCCUGCAGGACUGGUGGCGUGUGUUUGGGGUGGUGGUGGCUCUGGGGCUGACAGUGGUGGAGGUGGGCCGGGAGGUGGCGGAGAUGAUAGGCUCCAGGAGGAAGCUAAGGAGCUGGCAGAGUUGGUGUGAGCAUCGCACCAACGAUGACCUGCGCUGCACACACCCAAUGUGGCCCGAGGUACUUUUCUUACCCAGUAGACACACACAGACGCACAUCUUAGAGAAGUUUCUAGACCUGAUCUAGGCAUACACAGUUAACCAAAAUAAACUGAAUUAAGAUCUAAGGAGAGUCCUCCUGACCCCAAUACAUUAUUUUGGCAGUAUGCCCUUUGUAAGGCUACAGGUUGUUAUAAUCCCCAUUGAGAAUGUGCAACAUGACAUAUUCUUUAAAUUUUUUGUCUUCCUGCUUCAAAGGAAAAACAUUUCUUGGAAGAGCAAAUCAAGUUUAUCCACCGCAUGAAGGGAAACUACUUACAAGACCCCUGGUAAACACAUUUGUGUUAUAUACGAUACAGUACAUCUCAUAUGGAUAUGGUGUAACUCUGGCCCUUAAUAAUGCUCAUAUAUUACCUAACUGGCAAGCAGACAAUGGUAUCUAAUUUGGCUGUGUCACAGGAACAUCUUUGAUUGGCUGGUGUACAUUCUGCUGAUGGCGGUGUUUGGGAUCCAUGUGGCAGACAUCUUCUUGUUGGCAGGCACACUGCGAGACUACAGCCUGCGCCUCUUCGCUGUAGUCAUCAUCUUCCUCUGGCUCCGGCUGAUGAAACACGUCCGAGCCUUCAGGUGACCAGACUGACCACCACUGAAGAGUCCUCUUUUAGGGAUCAUUUCUUUACUUGUCUCCCUGAUGAAGUGCAAGGCAUUCAUUCAUUUUAGAGCACCAAUCUUGUGGUGGAGAAUAAUUAAUCUUUACUUCCCUUCCCCCAUUGAUGACUGUUCUCUAGUCCCCAAUGGAUCAUGGAAGGGAACAAUAUGUUCUGAGGAAAAAAUAAAAACACAACUGAAAUUAAACCCAAAUGAAUAAAACACCUGGACUGGGUGUCUGAGCUAUCCCACGAACAAUGCAUAUUGUUCAUUGGGUAUCUCAGACAUAAUAGUGACACCUGGUCAGCGUCCCCAUAGGUACACCUGGAGUUAUCAGGUUCCAUGACAACAACACAUGAAUGGGGCCCCACAGGCAGUCGUGAGUCGUGACAACAAAGGAACUAGAGCUCAUAGGUCAUCAUAUGGUCAUGGCCCUCAUGUCCAAAAUAGGAUACAUUUUUAGAACAGCAUGUCUGGAUAUUUCCAAAUAUAAAGUAGCGAAAUACUGACCCACAUUGGACUCAUACAGCAGAUCUUAGAAUCAUUGUACCUGAAAAUUCCACAGCAUUACACCAAUACCACAACCUUUUAUCCUCAUUCUGUACAGGGUUAUGGGUCCUUUCAUUGUCAUGCUGGGGAAGAUUGUGGGGGAUGUGUUGCGUUUCCUCUUCCUAUAUGCAGAGAUCUUCAUCCCUUAUGCAUGUGCCUUCUGGAUUAUAUUUGGAGGUAAAUUGGCCAACAAACCAUGAAGUCAUGCAUAUUUUAUAAAACACACCCACAAUAUGAUAUGGUAUACGCUACUGCAGCUGUCCUAGUAUGAUAAAAAAUACACAUAAACAAAUGUAUUUACAGUUUGUCUGUCUGAGUCUGUGUGAACUGUCCUCCCCAGGUCAGGCGUCAAUACCCAGUAUGCGGACUGUACCCCAGCUGCUCUACAGCCUGUACCGCAUCACUCUGGUGGAUGAGUACGAGUUUAAUGCCAUGGUGGAAGUGGACUCGAUCAUGGCCCACUUCCUCUGUGGUACCUUCCUGGCUCUGUCCUCCAUUCUGUGUGUCAACCUGAUGAUCGCCCUUCUCUCGGACACCUUCCAAAGGUAUGGGCCACUAAAAUUAUAUUUGGCAAACUAGGAGAUCAGUAGUGUGCAUAUCAGCCUUUACAGCUUACAUUCGUGUGUACUCAAAUACUGUACUGUACAGUUUGGGGUCACUUAGAAAUGUCCUUGUUUUCCAUGAAACCAUACAUGAAAUUAGUUUGAAUAGGAAAUAUAGCAAAAUGAAUAGGAAAUGUAGUCAUUGACAAGGUUAGAAAUAAUGAUUUUUAAUUGAAAUAAUAAUUGUCCUUCAAACUUUGCUUUUGUCAAAGAAUCCUCCAUUUGCAGCAAUUACAGCCUUGCAGACCUUUGGCAUUCUAGUUGUCAAUUUGUUGAGGUAAUCUGAAGAGAUUUCACCCCAUGCUUCCUGAAGUACCUCCCACAAGUUGGAUUGGCUUGAUGGGCACUUCUUACGUACGGUCAAGCUGCUCCCACAACAGCUCAAUAGGGUUGAGAUCCGGUGACUGUGCUGGCCACUCCAUUAUAGACAGAAUACCAGCUGACUGCUUCUUCCCUAAAUAGUUCUUGCAUAUUUUGGAGCCGUGCUUUGGGUCAUUGUCCUGUUGUAGGAGGAAAUUGGGUAUGGCAUGGCGUUGCAAAAUGGAGUGAUAGCCUUCCUUCUUCAAGAUCCCUUUUACACUGUACAAAUCUCCCACUUUACCACCACCAAAGCACCCCCAGACCAUCACAUUGCCUCCACCCACCAUGCUUGACAGAUGGCAUCAAGCACUCCUCCAGCAUCUUUUCAUUUGGUCUGCGAAUCACAAAUGUUCUUCUUUGUGAUCCGAACACCUCAAACUUCGAUUCGUCUGUCCAUAACACUUUUUUCCAAUCUUCCUCUGUCCAGUGUCUGUGUUCUUUUGCCCAUCUUAAUCGUAUCUUUUUAUUGGCCAGUCUGAGAUAUGGCUUUUUCUUUGCAACUCUGCCUAGAAGGUCAGCAUCCCGGAGUCGCCUCUUCACUGUUGACGUUGAGACUGGUGUUUUGCGGGUACUAUUUAAUGAAGCUGCCAGUUGAGGACCUGUGAGGCGUCUGUUUCUCAAACUAGACACUCUAAUGUAUUUGUCCUCUUGCUCAGUUGUGCACCGGGGUCUCCCACUCCUCUUUCUAUUCUGGUUAGAGCCAGUUUGCGCUGUUCUAUGAAGGGAGUAGUACACAGCGUUGUACGAGAUCUUCAGUUUCUUGGCAAUUUCUCACAUGGAAUAUCCUUCAUUUCUCAGAGCAAGAAUAGACUGACGAGUUUCGGAAGAAAGUUAUUUAUUUCUGGCCAUUUUGAGCCUGUAAUCGAACCCACAAUUGCUGAUGCUCCAGAUACUCAACUAGUCUCAAGAAGGCCAGUUUUAUUGCUUUUUUAAUCAGCACAACAGUUUUCAGCUGUGCUAACAUUAUUGUAAAAGGGUUUUCUAAUGAUCAAUUAGCCUUUUAAAAUUAUAAACUUGGAUUAGCAAACACAACGUGCCAUUGGAACACAGGACAGAUGGUUGCUGAUAAUGGGCCUCUGUACGCCUAUGUAGAUAUUCCAUUAAAAAUCAGCUGUUUCCAGCUACAAUAGCCAUUUACAACAUUAACAAUGUCUACACUGUAUUUCUGAUCAAUUUGAUGUUAUUUUAAUGGACAAAAAAUUUGCUUUUCUUUAAAAAACAAGGACAUUUCUAAGUGACCCCAAACUUUUGAACGGAAGUGUAUAUUGUUUGUCUACAUCAGGUUUUAGUGUUUAUCUCACUCAACAAACAAACAAAUGACUCAGUAUGCAUCUGUCACUCUCAGCGUCAGUAUGAAUGAGUAUACCACACUGUGUGUAUGAAUCUCUUCUGUCAGGGUGUACGACAAUGCACUGGCCAAUGCAGUAAUGCAGCAAGCAGCCAUUAUCCUGCAGGUGGAGGAAUCCAUGCCCCGUCUCUGCCGUUUCUAUGACGACCAGCACAUCCACCGCUUCUGUGCCCCUCUUGGGGAGUUAUACGAUGAUGACAUCAGAACUGACUCAAAGCGGCACGCAGAGCUGAAGACGAUCACCACUCAGAUCAAGGUGACAGGAUGGGACAUUCAUCUUUAACACCUGCAUUUGAACUGUAUGUCUUUAUAUAUCUGUGUCUGCCUGUGGGUGGUUUAGUUCAGGGAGGGAGAGUGCUUGUUUCUCUUUAUGCAUGUUUUUUUACUUGUUCCGUCACUUCAGGAGACCCUAGAUGAGUUCCUGGAGAUCCAAAAAGAAGUGAAUCCCUCCGAACAACGAAGACCUGAAGAGAGUGACAGGGGCUCAUGGUAGGCACCGCCUCUCUUUUACCUGAAUUUAGGAGUAUGGAACAACUAUGAUGUUUUGUGGAAUAUUUCCAGGCGUGUGUCAAGAUCUACAGUGGGGAAAAAAAGUAUUUAGUCAGCCACCAAUUGUGCAAGUUCUCCCACUUAAAAAGAUGAGAGAUGCCUGUAAUUUUCAUCAUAGGUACAUGUCAACUAUGACAGACAAAAUGAGAAAAGAAAAUCCAGAAAAUCACAUUGUAGGAUUUUUAAUUUAUUUAUUUGCAAAUUAUGUUGGAAAAUAAGUAUUUGGUCAAUAACAAAAGUUUCUCAAUACUUUGUUAUAUACACUUUGUUGGCAAUGACACAGGUCAAACGUUUUCUGUAAGUCUUCACAAGGUUUUCACACACUGUUGCUGGUAUUUUGGCCCAUUCCUCCAUGCAGAUCUCCUCUAGAGCAGUGAUGUUUUGGGGCUGUCGCUGGGCAACACGGACUUUCAACUCCCUCCAAAGAUUUUCUAUGGGGUUGAGAUCUGGAGACUGGCUAGGCCACUCCAGGACCUUGAAAUGCUUCUUACGAAGCCACUCCUUCGUUGCCCGGGCGGUGUGUUUGGGAUCAUUGUCAUGCUGAAAGACCCAGCCACGUUUCAUCUUCAAUGCCCUUGCUGAUGGAAGGAGGUUUUCACUCAAAAUCUCACGAUACAUGGCCCCAUUCAUUCUUUCCUUUAUACGGAUCAGUCGUCCUGGUCCCUUUGCAGAAAAACAGCCCCAAAGCAUGAUGUUUCCACCCCCAUGCUUCACAGUAGGUAUGGUGUUCUUUGGAUGCAACUCAGCAUUCUUUGUUGUCCUCCAAACACGACGAGUUGAGUUUUUACCAAAAAGUUCUAUUUUGGUUUCAUCUGACCUGGACAUGUACUGGCUUAAGCAGGGGGACACAUCUUUCACUGCAGGAUUUGAGUCCCUGGCGGCGUAGUGUGUUACUGAUGGUAAGCUUUGUUACUUUGGUCCCAGCUCUCUGCAGGUCAUUCACUAGGUCCCCCCGUGUGGUUCUGGGAUUUUUGCUCACCGUUCUUGUGAUCAUUUUGACCCCACGGGGUGAGAUCUUGCGUGGAGCCCCAGAUCGAGGGAGAUUAUCAGUGGUCUUGUAUGUCUUCCAUUUCCUAAUAAUUGCUCCCACAGUUGAUUUCUUCAAACCAAGCUGCUUACCUAUUGCAGAUUCAGUCUUCCCAGCCUGGUGCAGGUCUACAAUUUUGUUUCUGGUGUCCUUUGACAGCUCUUUGGUCUUGGCGUAGUGGAGUUUGGAGUGUGACUGUUUGAGGUUGUGGACAGGUGUCUUUUAUACUGAUAACAAGUUCAAACAGGUGCCAUUAAUACAGGUAACGAGUGGAGGACAGAGGAGCCUCUUAAAGAAGAAGUUACAGGUCUGUGAGAGCCAGAAAUCUUGCUUGUUUGUAGGUGACCAAAUACUUAUUUUCCACCAUAAUUUGGAAAUAAAUUCAUAAAAAAUCCUACAAUGUGAUUUUCUGGAUUUUCUUUUCUCAUUUUGUCUGUCAUAGUUGACAUGUACCUAUGAUGAAAAUUACAGGCAUCUCUCAUCUUUUUAAGUGGGAGAACUUGCACAAUUGGUGGCUGACUAAAUACUUUUUUUCCCCACUGUAUCUCUUCCUGUCUCUCCUAGGGAGAGGGGCUUCUCAUCCCCUGUGCAGGGGGAACACCUGCAGACUCUGCAGAGGCUCCAGAUGGACCAGACCCAGCAGAACCAGGACCUCAGUGCCCUGAGGGCAGACAUGAAGAACCUGCAGGCCCUGAUCCACCAACUGAUCCAGUCCCAGACCAGCUCAUGUCAGUAUUAUGUUGACCUCAUAAAGAACCUUCUAUACAGGGUCUAUACACUAAGACAGACCAGAUAACUAGUCUAGUGCAGUCUGAUUGGGUCAAAGACUAAACAAAGAGUAAUGUCCAUUCAAAACCAGAGGGAGUGCAUAUAUGGAUUAAGAGUCUUUACACAUGAUGAAGUAAUUUGAACUGACAUCAUGACUCUAUCAUUCAAAUAAGAGAAGGCCUAUCAUAUAAAUAGAACUCUUACUCUUUGUUUAGUCUUUGACCCAGUCAGACUGCACUUCGCUAGUUCUAUUUCGUUGAGGCCUACUAUGAUAACCUGUCCCUGUUUCUUCUGUGUAUCUCUGUGCUAGAGUAUAGCUAUGUUUCACUGUCUCCUGUCUGUCCAUAGCUGAUAGAUUACGUUAUUUUGUCUCUGUACAGGUGUGGAGUGUGGUGUGAAUGCAGCAGAAAGCACUGGGUCAGAGACCGUCGAAGCUCCGCCAUACAGGUGAGGUAUCACUGGUUUAAGGCAUCUUGGUUCUCUUUCGUUUUCGUAACGGGUCGCCAAACGACCUAUGGGAACUCCUUCUCCUUCAUGUGAUGUGAUUAAGAUGCUUAAUAUCAAAAUAUGUUUACAUUCACACCACACCCUUACUGUACCCAUGUGACCUGUCACUAUAAAAGGCUGUGUGGCGUGACAUACUGUAUUUUCUUCACUCUCACCUUUGUGUUUUACAUUACGAGAUUGCUAUUAAUCCCCUUCAAAUUAUUUUCUUACGGAAUGACGAUACUUCAACGACUCGAGGAGGUGCCAUGAGUAGUUGAUUUUUAUCUAAUCUACUCCCCCUCUCUCUCGUUAUUGUGCCUGCCAAUACUAACUAACUUGUAUUGCUUUGUAUCGGGCAUUUCCGUCCUUGUGUGUUAGCUAGCUAGCUCAUUAGCUUCGGGUCUAUCCCGUUACCUCAGAAGUUAGCUCAUAGCUAGCUAGCUAGCUAAAUUAGCCACACAUAGUUACCGUAGCUAGUUAGCUUGUUGUAACUGUUGUUGGCGCUUGUUGACUCGCGGUGUCGUGCCAGUCUCCGCUUGACUUCCACACCAGCCCGUUGAUCCAGCAUCUCCACUCCCUAGCUUGUGAUCACGGAGCUCAGCAGUGCUGUAGGUUACCGGUCCUUGCUUGACUGAGUCCACCAACGCCGAGACUGACAGUCCAUGCUUGACUGUGCCAGUCAGAUAGCUUCAAAUAGGUGGGAGUUUCGAGCCCGGACCUUGAAACAUAUUUAGGCGGAAGUCUCGCCCCCGAAGCACGAUGGGUCAGAGCCAACGGUAAAUAUAACUUUCUCUCUAAGCAUCCAAAUCCGAUACUGAGGCAAUCGAAGCAUACACCAAGACACACCGAAACAAUUAUUAUUUUUUUGUUACCUUUUUCUUGGAGCACACUUCUGUUAUGUGAAAAUCCGUUCUUUGCACACGGAUUCAGUGCUGUGCAUAGGAUGUCAUUCCACCCAUGUCAACAGUGUGAAAAACAACUCCCACCUUCAGAUGAGCACACACUUUGCGUUCUUUGCUUGGGAGUUGAACAUUCUCAAGGGGCUGCACAGAGUAGCAGCUCUUGCACUCACUGUCAGAAAUUCAAACCAAGAGCAUUGAAAUCUCAACUUGCGCGCUUAUAGGGUGGAGCCUCCGGAUUCUCAUCAGAUGAGUUUGCCACACAGAUCAAUGAUCAUUCCAAACGCUCCAGGUCGAAUGACGGGUCUUACUCCCCUUGUGAUCCGCCGCCCAAUAAAUGCCAUCGCUCAUCCUCGCUUGGGCACAAAUCUUGACACACUGAGAUGCGCAAGGAGAUUAAGUCAGUGGACAGUCGUAUGGCUACCAUUCAGUAUGCCCUCGAGCACCUACUUGCCAGGCUUCCCCCACUGGUACCAAACCCAACCCCUACCUCUGAGCGGAGCGUGGUUGUUGAAUCAAUCAAUCAAUCAAUCAAAUUGAUUUAUAAAACCCUUUUUACAUCAGCAGAUGUCACAAAGUGCUAUACAGAAACCCAGCCUAAAACCCCAAACAGCAAGCAAUGCAGAUGUAGAAGCACGGUGGCUAGGAAGAAACCUAUAGAGGAACCAGGCUCUGAGGGGUGGCCACUCCUCUUCUGGCUGUGCUGGGUGGAUAUUAUAAGAAUAUGUGGCCAUUUAAGGCCAGAUUGUUCUUCAAGAUGAUCAAACAUUCAUAGAUGACCAGCAGGGUCAAAUAAUAAUCACAGUGGUUGUAGAGGGUGCAACAGGUCAGUACCUCAGGAGUAAAUGUCAGUUGGCUUUUCAUAGCUGAGCAUUCAGAGGUUGAGACAGCAGGUGCGGUAGAGAGAGAGAGAGCGUCGAAAACAGCAGGUCCGGGACAAGGUAGUACGUCCGGUGAAUAGGUCAGGGUUCCCUAGCCGCAGGCCGAACAGUUGAAACUGGAGCAGCAGCAUGACCAGGUGGACUGGGGACAGCCAGGAGUCAUCAGGCCAGGUAGUCCUGAUCCUAGGGCUCAGGUCCUCCGGGAGGAGAAGGAGAGAGGGAGAAAGAGAGAAUUAGAGGGAGCAUACUUAAAUUCACACAGGACACCAGAUAAGACAGGAGAAUUACACCAGAUAUAACAGACUGACCCUAGCUCCCCGGCACAUAGACUAUUGCAGCAUAGAUACUGGAGACUGAAUCGGAUGACACUGACGGUCGACCAGAAAAUAUCCUUGUCUGAAACGUUUAAGAGGGCAAGCAGGAACCUCAACGUGAAACAUACACCUACUGCCAUGGCAUCCACAUCCAAGUUUGAUGAAUUCAGUUCUUCAAAGACUGAGACAUCCAUACCGUUGUUUAAAUACUUUGUGCGUGAACUCCAAUGCACUUGGAGCACGCCAAGUGACAGAACCCCUGCCAUGCCAAGCAUAUGCACUCGCUUAGCUACAGUUCAUGGUGCAGAUGAGAAUAGUUUUGGCCAUUUCCCCCGUAUGAACAAAUAAUUUGCUUCGCUUGUUAUGCCUGCUUCUCUCAGUCACAGUUCAGACCAAGAGCUGCCUAACAAAUGAUGAAGGGCAUCUGAUCAAUUCCUAUGCAGGACACAUGACAGCACUACUUCAGCCGCUAGGCUUAGCAAUUCAGCAGCGAUACUGGCCUUCUAUCGGUAGGAGCUGCGGCCCACCUCCUCCAAGUGUCUAAGGAGGACAGAGAAGCACAGAUGGCGCUUCAGCGCCUCAUUCAUUUACAUUUACAUCAUUUAGCAGAUGCUCUUAUCCAGAGCGACUUACAAAUUGGUGCAAAUUGGUGCAUUCAUUCCAAAGCCUAAAAUGCAUCAGCCAGCAAACCAUUACUCCAGUCCCAGGGCCCCAACUGGAAUGCCAAGAAACCAGGCUCAGACUCACGCUACACCUGCUCAGGAGUGGAGGAACAGACACUCUCAGCCCUACCAAAGAGGUGGAGCACAGCAUCACCCAAGAGGCAGAGGUGCACCAUAUACAGGCCACGUCCCCUCUGCACCAAAGCACGCAGAGCCUCGGUCCUGAGCUGGAAAAGGUCAACGGCCAACAAAUGGGUGUUACGCACUCUAACACAAGGCUACGCACUACAAUUUUGGUAGCGACCCCCACGUUUCAGGGGUGUCUUGAAAACAACCGCUCGUAACCCUGUUCAAACACUCUGCUCAGAAAUCUCCUUGAAAAAGCAUGCCAUCGAAGAGGUAGAACCAGCGCAACAAAACUGCAGGUUCUACUCAAUCUAUUUUCUGGUGCCAAAAAAGGGCUGAGGCCUCCGUCCGAUCCUGGACUUAGAGUGCCUUAAUCGUCAUCUUUCAGCACUUCCCUUCAAAAUGCUGACAAUCAAAACCAUCCUUCAGUUAGUACAACCAGGCGAAAAGUUCACCACAGUGGACCUGAAAGACGCAUACUUUCAUAUCCCCAUUCUACCAGCACACAGAAAAUACCUGAGAUUUGCCUUCGAAAUACGUGUUUUUCAGUUUCACAUUCUACCCUUCGGCCUUUCACUCGCCCCUCACACUUUCACAAAGUGCAUAAGUGCAGCGCUAGCCCCCCAUCGCCAAGCAGGAGUCAGGGUCCUGAACUACUUACAUGAUUGGCUAAUAUGUGCAGGGUCACAAAGCCAAGCUUUGGCACACACAUCCAUGGUCUCACAUCACCUCUCUGAGUUGGGACUAACAGUGAGCUUGGAAAAGAGUUAUCUGGUCCCCACUCAGUGUGUGCACUUCCUGGGCUUGACACUGGACACUCAAAUCAUGCGAGCAAACCUCUCUCCAGAAAGAGUGGGAUCUUUGACAAAUUGUCUUUCAACAUUCAAACUGAAUAAACAGGUGACAGCACAAGAAGAGUCAGAGGCUACUAGCCCUCCUAGCUGCUGCAGUCCAUGUUGUACUAUUGGGCUUGCUCAACAUUCGGCCAAUACAGCGGACGUACAACAGACACGUCUAUGUCCCAGAAGGGACAAACACAAAAAGCUGAUCAUUUCAAUGAGUUGCUGGAGAGCAAUACAAUGGUGGCGCCUAGCACUUCAAACUCCCAGUGGAGUUCUCCUAGGCGCAGUUCACAACCGGUUGACUUUGACCACAGACACCUCCCUACAGGGAUGGGGAGCAGUCUUGAACCAGUUAGGGGCCCAUGGUGUAUGGUCAGCACCAUGGAAAAUGGCUCACAUCAACGUACUGGAGCUCAAGGCGGUUCACCUUGCACUCCGGCAGUUCCUCCCAGUACUGAGAGGACAACCUGUACUGAUACGGACAGACACUACAACCGUGAUUGCACACAUCAACCGCCAGAGCGGACUGAGGUCAAUGGCUCUGCACCAGGUAGCAAGGGAGCUACUGCUUUGGGCAAACAGACACCUUAUAUCCCUCAGAGCAAUACACCUGCCGGGGAUGGAGAAUCAGAAGGCAGGCCCUCUUCCUUCAGACUGGAGGAUACAUCCCACAGUAGUGGAGAUGAUCUGGGCGCAAUUUGGAAGGGCCAUCGCCGAUCUGUUCGCAUCGCAAGACUCAACCCAUGAUCCUAUGUGGUUCUCCAUAAAUGGUCCAGCAGGCCCACUCAGGGUCAAUGCCCUAUCACACUGAUGGCUAAGGGGGCUGCUGAAUGUUUUUCCACCAAUUUCCUUGCUCCCUCAGGUCUUGGAAGAUCAGUCUCGAGAGCGCGUCAGUUCUACUUGUUGCUCCACAUUGGCAACAACAUCACUGUUUUUCAGACAUUGUACAGCUGACAACCUCCCCCCAUGGGAACUCCCUCUUCGAGUGGACCUCCUGUCACAAGUGAAUGGCAAGCUUUGGCACCCCAAACCCAGCAUACUGAAGUUGUGGGAGUGGCACCUGAACGUGACCGCCUUGUAGCUGCAGGGUUGCCCUCCUUGGUAAUUGAUACAGUUCAGGCAGCCAGGGUAUCCUCUACGCUAACCCUGUAUUCCUACAAGUGGAAUGUGUUCAGGAAGUGGGUGCAUUGAUUUCCUCCAGGGUAUGGCUGCAGGGAAGUCCCCAUCUACAUUGAAAGUGUAUAUGGCAGCCAUCUCUAUGGAUCAUGACCGGAUUUCGGGUGCAUCACCAGGGGCACACCCUCUAGUAUCGCAAUUCAUGAAAGGAGCCCACAGGCUAUGGCUCCCCAAGACUCCUUCAGUACCCUCAUGGGAGUUUGAUGUUGUCCUACUUUCACUUAUGAGCCCACCAUUUGAGCCCCUUUCUUCACUUGAGAUUCGUGAGCUCUCAGUCAAGACUGCCUUUCUAUUGGCUAUUGUUUCAGCCAAGCGUGUUAAGAAUUACAUGCACUUUCUACCCAUCCUUCAUGCCUCACUUUAGCAGACGAUGGAUCUAAGGCAGUGCUUUGGCCAAAUCCAGCAUUCUUACCUAAUGCUAACCAGCCCUUAAUCAUAGCGGCAUUUCACCCGCCUCCCCACUCCUCACAGGAGAGUCGUGAGUUGCAUACACUUGUCCGGUUAGGGCACUGAGUGCCUAUCUUGCUACAACAAGAAUUGUUUGUCAAACAGAACAGCUUUUUGUGUGUUAUGGGGAGAACACCAAAGGGCGCAUUGUCUCGAAGCAGAGACUGGCACAUUGCAGUGUCAAAAUCAUACGCAGCAGCAGGUAGACCAACUCCAGAUGUCAUGGUAGCGCACUCCACCAGGAGUAUGGCCACUUCAUGGGCCCUGUUCAGAGGGGCCUUGCUGGACUCUAUCUGUGCUGCUCCAAGUUGGGCAACACCCAUGACUUUCAUGAGUUAUAUCCACACCAUCAGUGGGAUCUGUGGCUCUGGACACGGCACACUCUCUCAACCCAAAGAAGUGAGUGUACUGUUGUCCGAACAACCUCUUUGGUACAGCCUCUCCCAUAGGUCGUUUGGCACCCGUUACGAAAAUGAAAGAGAGCGUUGGGUUACGGAUGUAACCAUGGUUCUCUGCGUAACGGGUCGCCAAGCUUUCAUGUCUUUCCUCCACCUCCAUGAGGUUUGAGUGAAGUAAUAGACAGUAUGUCAUACCACAUAGCCUUUUAUAGUGACAGGUCACGUGGGUACAGUAAAGGUGUGGCGUGACUGUAAACAUAUUUUGAUAUUAAGCAUCUCAAUCACAUCGCGUGAAGGGAAAGAGUUCCCAUAGGUCGUUUGUCGAUCCAUUAUUCUAUUCAGAGAACCAAGGUUACAUCCGUAAUCCAACAAUUUUUGUAGUAUUCCUUUGUUGUAAGCCUGUAAUUGCAUGGUGCACUCUGCAGAUGGCCACAGGGUGUCUCAGAAGUCUGCUUCACAAGUACAGGGUGUGUCCAAUUUGACCUGUUUACUUUGAACUCAUGAGUGUUGUAAUCUCCAAUCCUCCAGGGCCUCAACAGGUUGACUCGUUGAUGCUGAAGAUGAUUGUAACCACAGAGACUGCACAAGCAACAAGAGAUACAGGACCAGAAAAAAAGGAUGAAACCUUCUAACUAAUACCUAUCUCCUUAUCAGUUUUAGGUUAUUCAGAUCAUUUAUGGUAUCUUAUGAUAUGACUACAAUACAUGCAGUAUUUUUUUGCUAAUCUAAUAGACACGGUAAAGAGGUCAAAUGGAAGCAGACUGUGGAGGAUAGAAGGAGGAUGCCGUAUUGGCGCAUAUUCAACAAAUCGGAUAUUCUUCAAAUCUGUCAAAUCCGGUUCCGGUGGCAUGCAUUGAAAUGCAUGGCUUUUCUUUUGCAAAAUAACUAUGAAUGAAUGGACUUAUUUUCAAGUAAUUGUUAACAUACAGUAUAACAUCACAUUAAGGUGUGGGGACGUUUACUGUAUUACAAGGAACAAUAGCAGGUCUGUUUCGCUCCAGUAGCUGGCAUAUUCUGUCCAUUACCAAUUCACCUAUGGGAACAUGGCUGCCCUUAACACCCGACAACAGAAAGAGUUGGCCACU